AUGGCAAUCGACGACUUUGGAAACAGAAACCGACGAAACAGAAAACUACCACCUCUCCGCCGCAUCGGACGUAAUCAAUUACAGUCUGGCGGUCCCAAAAGGACUGGGCGUGUCAGAUCGACACCUUAUGAUCGUUCGAGACCUCCCAGAGGAGACAUAAACGGCCAGUGGUCGCAUGACCUUUUCGAAGAUGGAACUGAAAACCCACGGCGUUCUAGUGCAAUUAGUAAGCGUCUUACGUUCAAUCAAAAUGGAAAUCCCAGGCUAGUUGUAGAAAAUCUAUUUUACGAAGUUACGCAAGACGACCUUCAGGAGUUAUUCUCUGAAUACGGGUCUAUCAAGAAAAUCUAUUUGCAUUAUGAUCGUGCCGGUCGAAGUACGGGGGUGGCUGACAUUACUUUUGAAAACUCGGGAGAUGCAGCAACAGCUUUAGAUAAAUUGAACGGAGUAGAGCUUGAUGGUCAAAAGAUGCAUAUUAAGUUUGCAGCGUUGAAGCCUGGAUUGAAAGUUUCUAACGGACGCUCAUCGAAUAGUUCGAGUUGGAGUGCAUCAGUAUUUGACCGGUUAGGGGAUUCCCGCGGCUCCUCAAUAAAACAAGGAUCUUCCAAUAUUCGCUCAAGAAUCGGCCACACAAAGACCGAUUCCAACUCGGCGUCAAAUUCUGGGAGUAGACUGAGUGGGCGAGUACGCGAGCGAGCUCGUGAUACGUCUAAUCAAGAUAAUGAUAGACGAAAGACACCAUCCCUGCGAAAGGUUAUUACGUACGAUGAAUUGGAUGCGGAUUUAGAUGCAUAUAUGGCUAUUGAUGUAAGCAUAACGUAA
Molecule: messenger RNA, 822 nt
Organism: Paraglomus brasilianum
Lineage: Eukaryota; Fungi; Glomeromycota; Glomeromycetes; Paraglomerales; Paraglomeraceae
Source: the annotation of a GenBank genome assembly